Messenger RNA from Carassius gibelio (silver crucian carp), 6904 nucleotides. RefSeq names its product syntaxin-binding protein 5-like. The transcript is spliced from 27 exons. NCBI's taxonomy places the organism in Eukaryota, Metazoa, Chordata, Actinopteri, Cypriniformes, Cyprinidae. Gene Ontology annotation, biological process: regulation of protein secretion; regulation of exocytosis. Gene Ontology annotation, cellular component: SNARE complex; plasma membrane; cytoplasm. Bases 5 to 3433 code for a protein of 1142 amino acids. The record is from RefSeq and is a predicted model, not a curated record. Gene Ontology annotation, molecular function: myosin II binding; syntaxin binding; GTPase activator activity.
GAAAAUGAAGAAGUUUAAUAUCCGUAAGGUGCUGGACGGCUUGUCGGCCGUGUCGUCCCCUUCUCCAUCCUCUCAACCCGGGGCCAAGGAGAACGAGCUCAUCCCGGAGACACUCCAGUCUGAACACUUCCAGCUCUGCAAGACUGUGCGCCAUGGCUUUCCCUAUCAGCCCUCCUCUAUGGCAUUCGACCCCGUCCAGAAAAUCCUUGCCAUCGGGACUCAGAGUGGAGCUUUACGAUUAUUCGGCCGCCCCGGUGUGGAGUGUUACUGUCAGCACGAGAGCGGAGCAGCCGUCAUUCAGCUACAGUUUCUCAUAAAUGAAGGGGCGCUGGUUAGUGCUUUGUCUGAUGACAGUAUUCACCUGUGGAACCUGCGACAGAAGAGACCAGCUGUGCUGCACUCACUCAAGUUCAGCAAGGAGAGGAUAACGUUCUGUCAUCUGCCCUUCCAAAGUAAAUGGCUGUACAUCGGCACGGAAAGAGGAAACAUCCACCUUGUAAACGUGGAGUCCUUUACCCUCUCAGGAUACACCAUCAUGUGGAACAAAGCCAUUGAACUGUCCUCCAAGGCCCACCCCGGCCCAGUCGUUCACAUUAGUGACAAUCCUAUGGAUGAGGGCAAGCUCGUAAUAGGAUAUGAGUCUGGGAUCGUGGUGAUGUGGGAUUUGAAAUCAAAGAGAGCUGACUACCGGUACACUUACGACGAGGCGAUCCAUUCUGUGGCAUGGCACCACGAGGGGAAGCAGUUUAUCUGUAGUCACUCAGACGGCACACUGACCAUAUGGAAUAUAAAGUGCCCAGCCAAGCCUGCACAGACAAUCACGCCACACGGAAAGCAGCCUAAAGAUGGAAAAAAGCCAGAACCUUGCAAACCCAUUCUUAAAGUAGAAUACAAGACCACGAGAGCAGGGGAUCCAUUUAUGAUCUUCUCUGGUGGUUUGUCAUAUGACACUGUUGGUCGACGGCCAUGCUUGACAGUAAUGCAUGGAAAGAGCACGGCAGUACUGGAGAUGGAUUAUUCCAUUGUAGAUUUCCUCACCCUGUGUGAAACGCCAUAUCCUAAUGAUUUUCAGGAACCAUAUGCUAUAGUGGUCCUCCUCGAAAAGGAUUUAGUUGUUAUUGACCUUGCACAAAACGGUUACCCUAUCUUUGAAAAUCCUUAUCCCAUGAUGAUUCAUGAGUCUCCUGUGACGUGUUGUGAGUACUUAGCCGAUUGUCCUGUGGACCUCAUACCUGCACUUUACUCUGUCGGGUCUCGCCAGAAACGACAGGGCUACAGCAAAAAGGAAUGGCCUAUCAGUGGCGGAAACUGGGGCCAGGGCACACAAAGCUACCCUGAAAUAAUAAUAACUGGGCAUGCAGAUGGUUCAGUGAAGUUCUGGGAUGCUUCAGCAAUAAUGCUCCAGGUGCUGUACAAGCUAAAGACAGCUAAGGUGUUUGAGAAGGCGCGCUGUAAGGAGGAGAAACCCAGCACAGAGAUUGUGGAUGAGGACCCGUUUGCCAUUCAGCUGAUGUCUUGGUGUCCCGAGAGCCGCAUGCUUUGUGUGGCUGGUGUCUCUGCCCAUGUCAUCAUAUACAGGUUCAGCAAACAGGAAAUCACCACAGAAGUUGUGCAGUUACUGGAGGUCAGGUUACAGUAUGAGCUGAAUGAUCUGGAGUCUCCAGAAGGGGGAGGAGAUCAGACACCAGCUCCUCCCACACCAGGCACCUCCCCUAGUCCACAAACCGCCGCCCCACAGACACACACCUCCACUAGCAGCAACUCAUCAGAUGGGAUCCGAGACAACAUACCCUGCCUCAAGGUGCGCAGCAGUCCUCUGAAGCAGUCUGCAGGGUAUCAGGUGGAGCUGGUGGUACAGCUGGUGUGGGUCAGUGGAGAGCCGCCCCAGCAGAUCAGCAGCUUGGCCAUCAACUCCUGCUAUGGCUUGGUGGUGUUUGGCAAUAGCAAUGGUCUGGCAGUAGUGGAUUACUUACAGAAGACUGUUCUGUUGAAUCUGGGAACUUUGGACUUGUAUGGCUGUAAUGACCCAUAUCAGAGACAACUGCGAUCUCCUCGCAAGAGCCGACAGCCUUCUGGAGGCCUUUGUGACAUUAGCGAGGGCUCAGCCACCUCAGAGGAUCACUGCAAAUCCCCCACCUCAGUCUUGAUGUCAAACCAUCAGCAAUUCUACAAUGGAGGAGGGAGAGGAGCAAAGAUGUCACGGAAAUUAAGCUUGCCUACUGAGCUAAAGCCAGACUUGGUCCUACUCUCUGUAUGUCCCCCGCGGGGUUCCAUACCCCUAGACAACAGGGAUAACUCCUUCAGCCGCUCACGGAGCUCCAGUGUGACCAGUAUUGACAAGGAAGCACGGGAGGCCGUCACAUCUUUCCAUUUCUGUGAGACCUACAACCGCAAAGCAGAUGGCGGACUGACACCCAGUCUGUGGGUUGGCACGUCCUUGGGCACAGUCUUGGCAAUCUCCCUCAGCAUGCCCCCUGCUGGAGAGCAGAGGCUUCUGCAGCCAGUCAUUGUCUCUCCUUGUGGGACUCUUGUCAGGUUGAAGGGUAGCAUCCUCCGGAUGGCUUUCCUAGACUCUACAGGGUCUCUCCUCCCUUCUGCUUUUGAGCCAUGGUACGAACCCAACGCCCCAGCCAACGGAGAGGAGCGGGACAAGGUCCGUAAGAGACGACCAGUGUCUGUGUCCCCAUCCGCAUCCCAGGAACUGAAUGAAACCCAGUAUGCUGUGGUGUGCUCUGAGAAACAGGCCAAAGUCAUAUCCCUGCCUUCUCAGACCUGUGUAUUUAAACACAACAUCACCGAAACAUCUUUUGUGCUGCGGGCAGAUGUGGUACAGAUGAACGCUGGCAUUUGUUUGGCCUGCUUCUGUGCCAAUGGACACAUCAUGACCCUCAGUCUGCCGGGGUUGAGACCACUGCUGGAUGUAAAUUACCUACCCCUGACAGAUAUGCGGAUAGCGAGAACAUUCUGCUUCACCAACCUCGGCCAGGCCUUGUACUUGACCUCCCCUACUGAGAUCCAGAGGAUCACCUACAUCCAGGAGGUCUGCGAGAACUUACAGGAGAUGCUAGGUGAGCUGUUUACUCCAGUGGAGACGCCAGAAGCUCCUAACAGAGGAUUCUUUAAGGGUCUUUUUGGAGGAGGAGCACAGUCUCUAGACAGAGAAGACCUUUUCGGCGAGUCAGGAGCCGGAAAAGCACCACGCAGUCUCGCUCAGCACAUUCCAGGUCCUGGGGGUAUAGAAGGCAUGAAGGGGGCAGCGUCAGGCAUCGUGGGUGAUCUAGCUCGAGCUCGGAUAGCGUUGGAUGAGAGAGGGCAAAAACUGAGCGAGGUGGAAGAGCGGACGGCAGCCAUGAUGGCCAGCGCUGACUCAUUCACUAAACACGCUCAUGAGAUGAUGCUAAAGUGUAAGGAUAAAAAAUGGUACCAGUUCUGAUCUCCGCAAAAAAAGCAGAGCCCAAAGGGACUCAGGAGUUCUCUUACACAGCCUUGUUCAUCCAUCAUCCUUCUCCCACACCGUCUUCAUCUCUCCUCUGCUGGACCAGUGGGAUCCCUCGCUCUUUCCUAGCACAAUGUUAAAUACACUCUGCUUACAGAACUGCAGCACGGACUGAGAGCGGCUCCAAUCUGAGGAAUACCAUACCAUGAUGGCGUCUACUCUUGGGUUUUUGUUUGUUUGUUUAAUAUCGCCAAUCCUCCCUCAUGGCGGCUGGGCUUCGAACGCCCUGAAAUUCCAUUUUCUCUCUCAGUCUUUGAAUUGUUUUCGUGCUGUUUUUUUUUUUUUUUUGCAAUCAUGUCCUGCCUCCCACAUCGGAGAGCAGUAAAUAGUCAAAAAAAAAAGACAGACUUAACAAACAAAAAAAAUACAAUAACUAGACAACAAACAUCAUAAAAAUAAGAAAAAAAUAUAUAAAAAAGUAUAUAUAUAUAUAUAUAUAUAUAUAUAUAUAUAUAUAUAUAAUUCUAUCUAAAUCUCCAUUUAAGUCUGUAAAAAUGCCAUAUUCACUAUUGACUGUCAUAAGGAAAACUGAAAUACGAAGCAUGGGAAGAGCUCUGUUCACAGGAAAUGAUGUCGUAACGUCGAGGAGUCAGACCUUUCAGAAGAGAGAACAUCGCCCUUCUCCAAAAAUGUAUUCAGUGUAUUUCUGUAAAUAUCCCUGAAGUACCCAUUUGGUUUACUUACCAUUUUAAUAUUAUUUAUUUAUUUAUUAAGCAACGAACUAGAAAGAAUCUGUAAAAUCAACUGUAAAUGUCUAAAUAUGAAAUGCUUCUUGGGGGAUAUUUUUAUGGAAUUAUUGUGAAUAUCACUACAAUAAUGGUAGCACUUUAUUUUACAGUCCUGUUCCCCAUGUACAUACUAUGUAUUUAUUAUAGUAAUUACAAUAACUAUGUCAUAACUAGGUACUAACCCUGAACCUACCCCUAAACCUAACCCUACCCCAUGUAGUUAUCCUGUAUUACCAGAACUUUCUUAGAUAAAUACACUGUAAGUACACUAUAAGUACAUUUAAGUACACGUACUGUAAAAUAAAUUGCAACCACAAUAAUGCUUUACAUUAAAGUACCAUCUAGAGGGUUUAUAGUAAGUUGGCAUGAUCCAGAGAAUGAAUUGACAGAUCGAUGCGGUAAAUGAAUGAAUAAUGAAAUAACUAUUUAUAAACCAACUGUGAGUGAUUUAAUGAUGGUAUUUUCUUGUGAUACAUUAUACAGAUGUUUUAAACUUUCUAUGAAAUGCGGUGCAGAAAAUAUCUGGUCUGGACUGAGUUGUGAAAGAAAGUAGGCAAAUACAAGGUUUAAAGUUAUCCAUGUUUUGUUGGGUAGACAGCCAUAUAGACCUCAACAGCUAGAGCAUUUGUUGUGACUGAAAAUGACAUCACAGUCUCUACGUUGUUGACUCUGGGAUUUGAUUUUGUUCAUUAGACCAGCUUUCUCAUUCCUGCAUACUGCAUAGAAUAAACCGCUUUAACAGAGACGCUUUAGCUGUACUUUAGUAAAUAUUUUGGUCCAAAUUUCAUUUGUUAAACGAAAAGCACUUACUGUACUGUUGGAAACGGCUCUUUUCAUACCUGGAAAUUUGGACCGGUUUCCCAGCUCUAAUCUUUGGUGACUUGAGACUUGAUUAUAAGUGUGAAGUAGGGUGGAACGCUUUCACCGACUUGGAAACAAUAUUCAUUGUAGUUCUGAAUCUCAGUAUAACAUGUUUCUAUCUGGUUCCACACUAGUGCUUCAUGUGUAAUGCAAUGGCACAGAGCAUACUUCAAGAUCUUCAUCUGUGAAAACACCUACAAUGAGUGUUAUAAAACCAGAUAACUAGAAUUCAGAAACAUUAAAUGCACACACACACACACAAAAACGUCUUGUCCCAUUUCUCCCUUGAAACCACAUUUUAGUGCCAUUACAUUUAUUUGCAAGAAGGUUUGCAAGAAAUGCUGCUAUAUAUGUUGCAUUGAUCACAUGAUCCGUUGUCGUUCCAGGGACUGAUUCUCACUUGCCUCUCUGCCCAAAGUUUUUUGCCAUUCUGUAAAAGAAGUAGUUUGACAAUCUGUGAGCAUAAAUUGCAAGUGGUCCUGGCCAUACUGACCUUAAGACAGUUGCCAUAUCUUUUCAAACGCCAAAGAUUUUUCUUUCAUUGAGUUCUGUAUUCCAUUGACUGUUCGACAGCUGUUUGUGUCUGAAGUACCACCGCAUAUUCCACCAGUAACAGUGUUGAGGACUUUUCUAAUGUUUUUGGCUGUGUGCUAGUCUGCCUUUCAUGCGUUUCGUCUGCCGUACUUCAAACAAAGAAAAUGGGGGGGGGGAAGAAUUACAAAAGAAAACAAGGCCAAUCUCUCUCAGACUCUAAAUGUUUCUCUGUGUUGGACUCUAUAUUCUCUGUAGAUGUGUUUUCAUGCCAUGGUGUUCUAGUGUUUCUGAAGAACGGCUUUGUUUUUCAAUAUCUCGCUCGUAUGUCAUCUCUCCUGAUUAACUUAAUUAAAUUAUAUUUGUACAAUGUGUAUUUUUUCUCUGCAGUACUGUAUUUCCCUGAAUAGAUAUCCUUGUCAUAUUUUGAAUCAUCGAUUAUUAAAAAUUUAUUUUUAUAUAUGCUUUGAGGAGGACUUACUUUGAGCUCAUGUUGCUUGUCUUCAUGUCUUUGUUUUCCGUCACGUGGUCUGUUUGUUCAUGACACCACAGGGUGAUUUUCGUUUCCUUCAAAUUCUUGCAUACAAGUGUGGUUCAUUAAAAGAAAUGCCAUACAUUUGAUGAUGUGUGAUCGAAAAUACAUUUUUGGCCCCGACAUGGUUGAUAAAAUUCAAAACCGACAUUUAUUUUCCAAGAUGUUGGCUCAUGUACUCACAACAUGAUUCCAGGAAAAAAAUGAUGUUUUAGAUUGCUAUUUUAUCAUUAUUGUCAGUUGAUAAAAUAUCCAAUCAGUAAUGCUGUAAAUGUCAGUAGGCUAAUAAGUGUUCAAACUCCAGCAUAAUUUGUUGAUCACCUUCACCUUUACUUCAUUCAUGUCUGUUUCAGAGAGGUUUCAGAUUCGCUCUUGAUGUGAACCAGGUUGCUUGCCCUUUGUACUCUUUCAUGGCUAAGGAGGAAAAAAAGGUUCUUGUUGCUUUGUUAUUUUUAAUUUUAUUUAUUCAUUUUGUAAUGUUUCAUGUUGACUUUAAGUGAACUGUUUUAUUUGUCUCAGACGGAACAUUCUUACCUGAAAUAUUACGACUUUUAACAUGCAGAAGAGCCUCAUUCAUUUUCUGUCCUGAAUAUAAUGGUUAUCAGUGGGUUGCAGUAUUUUCUCAUUGUAGCCAAUUUCUUGUACAGUUUUAUGCAAAUUUCACAUGGAUGUUUAUGACUAUCUGCUGCCACAAACAAUUUAGAAUUUCUGUAGAUAGAUUACUGUGCAACGGAAAAUAAAACGAUUUAAAAUGCU